AACCAGGCCUUCUACUUGGAUACCUGUGUUGCCAAAAAAGAGAUAAACUUGAAAAAAAAAAUGGAUUUACUGAAUCACCUAUUCCUAUAGAAAGUAAUAUAAGAAAAUUUAUCAUUCAGACCCAUAUUUCCCCCCUUUUUUUUUAUUAAAGAAGCACCAUGCACAAGGGCUCCCUGUGUUAAAUUCUGGCAGUGCAUUCUUUCCCAGAGCUCCUCCGCUAUUCUGGGAACGAGUGUCUGGCAGUGUAACCUUGAAUGUCCUUGGAUGACAUUGAAAGACGUCUAAAUUUUGAAAUUGACCGAAGAUAUAACUCCAACGUUAGUGAAAUAUAUUCGAGACUUAAAUAUUAAUUAAAAAUAACUUUUGAGGGGUAUUCAUUUGCAAAAAUCUUGUUAAAAUACGGCAUGUUUUCUAUUGUUUUUAUUAAUACGCAAGCGUUCUAGGUCAGAGCCUCGCUUUAAUGCGACCUUGGUUAAACUUCCAUCUCUAUAUAAACAAACCGAUCGCUGUGAUCUCGUCAGAACUGUACAUCUCUUCUAACAAAACUGCUCAUAAUGGCGGCUAUCCAGGCAGCCCUGGUAUUCGGAUCGAUCAUUAUUUUGCUGUUUCUUCUCGUGAAUCACCGCGCUCGUAGGGUGAGAGAGAUGCACAAGUUUCAAUCCCCGCCGCCGUAUCGCAUGCUGUUUGGAAAUACUCUCGAACUUAAAGACGAGCCUUCAGAGUUCUUUGAGCAGAUGAUGGGCUGGUGCAGUCAGUUCAAAGGAUUUUUCUGUCUGUGGCUCUCAUUUGCUAAACCAUUUUUUCUUAUCUACGAACCUAAGACAGUAGAGGUUAUCCUGAGUAGCUCCAAGCAUAUCACAAAGGCUCAGUUCUAUGACUUUCUCCUGCCCUGGCUGGGCACUGGUCUCUUGACAAGUACUGGGGAAAAAUGGAAAAAACGCCGCCGUCUUCUCACUCCAACUUUCCAUUUCAAAAUCCUGAAUGACUUUGUGCAAGUGUUUGACGAGCAGUCUCAGGUCAUGGUCUCAAUUUUAAAGUCUCAACCAAGUGAAAAAGUCUUCAACAUUUUCCCUUUGAUUGGCUGCUGUGCGCUGGACAUUAUAGGAAAAACUGCUAUGGGCGUUAACAUAAAUGCUCAGAAAAACAGUUCUUCAGAGUAUGUGAAAGGCGUGAUCAGGAUGAGUGAACUUGCUCUGAGUCGCUUAAAGCGACCCUGGGUCCACCCCGCAUUUCUGUACUAUCUGACCAAUGAGGGACGAGAACACAACAAGAUUCUCAAACUUCUGCACGACUUUACCAAUCAGGUGAUAGCUGAUCGAAUUCAUGAGCGUCUUAAUUCAAGCAAAGAGCAAGAUAAAACUGAAGAAUCUGAUGAGUUCACAGGAAGGCAGAAGAGGCGUCUCGUUGCCUUCCUUGACAUGUUGUUAAAUGCAUAUGAUGCGGGCGAGAUUGAUGUUGAAGGCGUCAGAGAAGAGGUCGACACCUUCAUGUUUGAGGGCCACGACACCACGUCGGCUGCGAUGGCCUGGACAGUACAACUUCUUGGAGAACACCCGGAUGUACAAAGAAAAGCUCAAGCGGAAGUGGAUGAGUUCUUCGUCACGAAUUCCGGCAGAAUACUUACAGCAGAAUCGCUGAAAGGGCUUAAAUACUUAGAGUGCGUAAUUAAGGAGACCCUUCGUAUUUUCCCGUCGGUGCCUUUGUUUGCUAGAAGCCUUGCGGAGGACUUAGACCUUGAGGGUCGACUCAUCCCUAAGGGGACGAACGUGGGUGUUAUUACGAUUGGACUUCAUCGCAAUCCCGAAGUCUGGCCGAACCCGAUGAAGUUUGACCCCGACCGAUUCUUACCGGAGAAUUCCGAAGGAAGACAUCCGUACGCAUUUGUACCCUUCUCGGCAGGAUCUCGGAACUGUAUCGGUCAGCGGUUUGCCCUACUAGAGGAGAAAGUGGUACUCGCGUACAUUCUUCACAAUUUCAACAUCGUGUCAACCGAGAAGAGCACAAAGAUCAAGACAUGCGCAGAGCUGAUCACCAGACCACGUGACGGUAUCUUCGUUACCUUGACGACGCGGAAGCAGGGACCCUAGACAGAGAGUGCGCACAGAAGCAAGGGCUUUAGGAAUAGAUAAAAGGCACGACAUAUGAUUUAGAAUUGUGGGACUAAGCAGCAGGGAUGUAAAAGUUUUUGAAAAAAAGUAGUUUAUAUUUAGAUAGAAACGGGAAUUCACUCAAAUUUUUUAAGCCCAAAUUGGCAAUUAACCUCGUUUUAGAGUGUUAAGUUUAACAAACGUUUUUGCAAAGCAAUACGCUAAAGUUUAUAAUCUUAGAAAGUCUUGAGAAAAACAUCCAAUUUAUUAACUACUCUAUGGCCUACAUUCAUACUCACUCGUUACCAUAGAUUUAGAAUGUCUUUUAAAUGGAAUUGUACAAAGAAUGACACAAAACUCAAACCUCUUUUUUUGGCUAAAUUUUCUUGAUAUUGCCAACCAGAAAGGUCACGUAUAACCUUUUAGUAUUUACCGAGACACCGGAAUCUCUGAAAAUUGCCCGGAAUGUGAAUAUUAUGUUAUUAUAGUUGGUGCAAUCAUAUAGUGCAAUCAAAAUAUCAAAUAAGCGCCCCCCCGCCCUCCCAACAAUAGAAAGAAAGAAAAAUAGAAGAUGAAAUGCGAGUGUUUAAUUUCUUAAUUCUAAAGUAAUUGCCUCGCUUCAAACAUUCCACGCUCCGAUUUAGCCCCACCUACCCCGCGCUUAUUUUCUUUGUGCCCUGCGUGCAAAGUCAAAUUAGCCCCCCCCCCCCCCCGCCAUCCCAAAAAUAGAAAGAAAAAAAAAGAGAAGAUGAAAUGCGAGUGUUUAAUUUCUAAAUUCUAAAGUAAUUGCCUCGCUUCAAACAUUCCACGCUCCGAUUUAGCCCCACCUACCCCGCGCUUAUUUUCUUUGUGCCCUGCGUGCAAAGUCAAAUUAGCCCCCCCCCCCCCCCCCCCCCCGCCAUCCCAAAAAUAGAAAGAAAGAAAAAUAGAAGAUGAAAUGCGAGUGUUUAAUUUCUAAAUUCUAAAGUAAUUGCCUCGCUUCAAACAUUCCACGCUCCGGUUUAGCCCCACCUACCCCGCGCUUAUUUUCUUUGUGCCCUGCGUGCAAAGUCAAAUUAGGCCUAGAUACAUAAUUCCGGGGUUUUUUCAGGAUUUUUAGAGUCAAACGGGAUUUUUAAAAGAUCUAAGGAUUUUUAAAAAAAAUCAGGAUUUUAAGAAAAUUAUUUAGGGUUUUAAGGUAAAAUUCCUACCAAAUGCUGCCGAUUUUCGGUAGAAAUGUGAUUCUUUCAAAUAGACCGAUCGUCAAUAACCCAAA
Molecule: messenger RNA, 3342 nt
Organism: Nematostella vectensis (starlet sea anemone)
Lineage: Eukaryota; Metazoa; Cnidaria; Anthozoa; Actiniaria; Edwardsiidae
Product: cytochrome P450 4V2
Exons: 14
Coding region: 555-2087 (510 amino acids)
Molecular function (GO): heme binding; iron ion binding; oxidoreductase activity, acting on paired donors, with incorporation or reduction of molecular oxygen
Source: RefSeq, a predicted model, not a curated record